This is a messenger RNA of Brachypodium distachyon (stiff brome), 2554 nucleotides long. RefSeq names its product pro-cathepsin H. The record is from RefSeq and is a predicted model, not a curated record. Bases 1125 to 1964 code for a protein of 279 amino acids. NCBI's taxonomy places the organism in Eukaryota, Viridiplantae, Streptophyta, Magnoliopsida, Poales, Poaceae. Gene Ontology annotation, biological process: proteolysis. The transcript has 7 exons. Gene Ontology annotation, molecular function: cysteine-type peptidase activity.
CCUCUCUGACUUUCCCGCUGAUGCCAACGCCGCUCAUUUAGUUGGCUUCGACCAUCACAAAUACUCGAUUCAUUCCCUUGCAACGGAUGCCUCUAUUACUUCCAAUUGAAACUGCUUCUGCUGUCUUGGAUAAUAUGGUGCCUUCUGUUGUAUGAACCAAAUGGGUAAUGGGAUUUCUCGAUGUGUGUUGCUUUGUUAUCUUUAUCGAUGCAUGUGAAUUUCUGAUUCACUCUUUUGGCUCAGUUUUGAAGUGAGUUCAGGAGAAAUAAGAUUGAAACAAUUGAGUUGACCUGAACAAAAUCACUACUGCAAUUUAGGCAUAGCAUAGAUCCAUAUUAAUUGUCGAAAUAUUACAUCUAUCUAGAUUUUUUUAGGCAUAGACACGUCAUAUUUGAGCAAAUUUGAGACAAUUAAUAUGAAUCGGAGGAAGUAUCCAUUGUUUUGUUCAUUUCAAUUGAAUCUCAAAUUAUGUUGUUGUCUUUUCUAUAAACAUGAGUUUUCGUGUGCAUUAUAUUUUAAAUGUGAGAUGAAAAAAAAUAAAAGGCCAGUAAACACUCAAAUAAGUUUUCGACUCUACCAAAAAUAAUCGACGCACGCUCUGACCACACGCACACGGGUGCAGUAGGCGGUUCCGUAUCCGAGUGUUCGAGGGCGUCCGUGUGGGCCACGAAAAUUACUAGAGUUUUUUUUUUACCAAGAAAAUUACUAGAGGUGAUACAGAGACACGGAGUAGAUGGACGAGUGUGAGUUUUCUUUUUUGAGAGAGCAGCCGAAAGGCGACGCAAACCGUGCAGGUCUGGAAAAGUUUAGUUCAAAUCCAGACAAGCCCAUGGGCUAGAAUAGAACCGGUUCGCCUUCGCCCUAUCACCGGCCCAGCGCCCACAAGGCCAAGGUGCAGGUGCCCCGGGAGGAGAGGAGGCGGGACAGAGCGCGAAAGAGCACGGCGGGUUAGCAGGCACGGAAGCGAGAUCCGUACGCUUCUCCGGCAAACUUCUGACCUAGCCACCGGCGGCGCUGCGCUGCAGGCCCCUCCGCCCUCUUUCUUCUCCUCCGGUCGGCGGAGCUGUGCUGGAUCCCCACCUCCACCAUCAUCGCCGCCAAGAAGCGCCUCCUAUCCGUACUAAAUGGAGAUGACUAUGGAAGAAGACUCUUUUGAGGAUGACAUCGUGUUUUGUCCGACAUGCCGUUUAAUACUGUACCCAACUGAUGACAGUAACAAGUUUUUUCUACUGUCUUGUAGAGCUUGUAAUCAUGAGGUACGACUGGAUUAUGAAUUUACUUGGGAGAAACAUAAAGUAAACAAAAAAUCAAUUCUACCACCUGUAAGAAAGCAAAACGCAGGUACAUGUUGCCCAAAUGCGGUUCUUACAUCGUUGGAUGCGAGGUUGAAUUUUAAUCGUGCAUUAAUGAAUAAGGGCCCAGCUGAAAUGCUAUCACUAGAUCAUCUUCUAGAGCAGUAUUCAGAAGAAGAGGAAAGAAAAACUGGUUUGAAAUACGAUGGAAGCAAGGGUUAUAAGUUGCGUGAAACUGCCCAUAUAAUAAGGAAGAAAGGAGUGCUUCAUGAACAUGACUAUGCUUCAAAGAACCGCCAGGGAAAGUCUUGGUGUAGAGCUAGACAUUAUCCACAGAAGAAUGCCUCGUUUACCGAAAUCUGCAAUAAAAUAUUGAAGGGAAAUGUGUUGUUUACUUCUAUUCCGGUGACAGAACAAUGGUCAAUGCUGAAGGCUGGCGAUAUGUAUAUGGCGAAUCGAGAUUUGGUUAUAACUGAGUAUUAUGACAAUAAACCAGAAGAGAGCUGGCAUGCCAUUGUCCUGGUUGGUUUUGGUCAGGAGGGAGGAGUUGAGUAUUUUAGAUUUCAAAAUAGUUAUGGCACUCGUUUUUGUGAAAAUGGAAUUGGUAUUGUUCGGGCAAGAGAGAUCUGCCAUAUUGAACGUUUUGAGCCUUAUUACGUCAAUGACAAUUGAUCCCUUGGUUCUGUAUGUCAUUUCAAGUUUUCUGUACCCUGACUCCCCCUGAGAACUACUUUGCUUGCCCAGGAGAAUGCCAACGCCCUUGAUGUGGUUCAGUUUUUCGCUAUGAAGGUGUCAGAGGAAAUAAAUGGAUUCCUUAGUGCACCAUUUACUCCUGAUGAAGUUGAUAAGGCUCUCUUCAUGGAGAGGCCUAAAAAAUCGCCCGGCUCUGUAUAGAUUUACAGUAUAAUUCCAGCAACAUUGUGACAUGUUGAAAGAUAACAUUCGCCAUUCCGUUUUGUGUUUCUUGGAGGGCGGGAUUAUGCCUGCCGAGCCAUAGGACAGUGUUAGUGUUGAUAAUGAAGUCGAAGAACCCUCAAGAACUGUCGCAAUUCAGACCCAUCUCCUUCUGUAAUGUCCUCUUUAAGAUACGCUCGAAGGUCCUUGCCAAGACGAAGUGGGUGUUGGGGACAUCAUUUUCGAGGGGCAAACUGCAUUUGUGCUGAGGAGAUUGAUCACCGAUUAUGUACUAAGCAUAUAUGAAUGUAUACACUUUCUAUGGAGGAAGAAAUGAAAGUCUGCUGCUUGCGCUAUCAAGUUACACA